Messenger RNA from Apaloderma vittatum (bar-tailed trogon), 1127 nucleotides. It is a transcript of the gene EGFL7, whose product is annotated as EGF-like-domain, multiple 7. The coding region runs from base 1 to 828 and encodes 275 amino acids. Gene Ontology annotation, cellular component: extracellular region; cell surface. Gene Ontology annotation, biological process: anatomical structure development. The transcript has 8 exons. Gene Ontology annotation, molecular function: signaling receptor binding; calcium ion binding. NCBI's taxonomy places the organism in Eukaryota, Metazoa, Chordata, Aves, Trogoniformes, Trogonidae. The record is from RefSeq and is a predicted model, not a curated record.
AUGCGCCGCUUCGGCUGCCUCCUCCUUGGACUCCUCUUCAUCCUCAGCACAGCCAGCACGGAAGGCUUUGCCCUGGCAGGCCGCAGAGUCUGUGCCGCGGGGCCGCAGCGCCGGGCAGCCGCCCACACCGAGUCCCACGUCCAGCCCGUGUACCAGCCCUACCUCACCACCUGCCAAGGCCACCGCCUCUGCAGCACGUACAGGCCCAUCUACAGGGUUGCCUACCGGCGGGUGUACAAGCAGCUGCCCCAAACCCCAGCCUCGUGCUGUCCCGGCUGGAGCAGAGCUAACAGCCAUGCGCUCAGCUGCAACAGAGCUCUCUGCUGGGUGCCGUGCCAGAACGGUGGGAGCUGCACCUUUCCCGGCAGAUGUGCCUGCCCACCCGGCUGGAUGGGGCAAGCCUGCCAGACAGACGUGGAUGAAUGUGCCGACCAGAGCCAUGGAUGCGCUCAGCUCUGCGUCAACACGGCUGGGAGCUACCACUGUGCCUGCUGGGACGGCUUCAGCCUUGCUGAUGACAACAAAGUGUGCCAGCCUCUGGUGCCGGCACCCGAGCCAGAAACCUUCAGCCAAGCAGGUCCUCCCAGUGAAAUGAAAGAAGAAAUGGAAGACCUAAAGAGCAGAGUGGAAGCACUGGAGCAGAAACUCCAGUUGGUGCUGGCCCCCUUCCACAACCUCAUGCCAUCCGCACCGGAGGACGUUGGCACAGACCCCAUCAGCCGGCUGUCCCACUCCCUCCAGCAACUGGACAGAAUCGACUCUCUGAGCGAGCAGAUCUCAUUCCUUGAGGAACGGCUGGAGACAUGUUCCUGCAAGAAUGAACUCUAGCAGAGCGCCCAAAGAACUGGAGCAAGCUGAGUACAUCCGCAGCUCUUAUCUCCUUCUCCAGCCCCAGGCUGGGGACGAAGCCACGUCAUCUGCAGGAAGGCACAGGGUAGCAGAAGGCUGGUUUCCCAUCAGCAUCUCCAUCAGCUUCUCUUCCAACCCACCUUAUCAAAGGUCAAGCAGUUACUUCCCAACUGGACUCUGAGCCCUCAGCAUCUCACUCCCUUCCUGCUGGAGAGGCAGAAAAUAAAUGCCUCACCUCGUGCCAUUAGUGCCUGCCUGGCUGUCCAGAGGGACCGGCU